AUAUAUUCAUUUUAUUUGGGGAUGUUUGUUUGACUCGUGUAUUUGGACUUCUCCCCCUCACAUUAACACGAAGUUAUAGCUAGUGCCGUGACUAUAGUAAGAGGCAGAGCGGAACUUCUUAAGUAAAUAUGCUGAUGUGUUUAAUGAAACUAGAACAGAAUUUCGUUUCUCUCAAGAAUGAAACAGUAAGAAAUCGCAGAUUGAACAAUUGAAUCAGAUUUCAUACUUUUCAAGUAUUCUUUCAACUUCCGAACGUUAAAUUGUCAGGAAAUCCGACAAAAUUACACAAUAUAAAUUGUUUAGCAGUUGUUAAGAGCAGAGAAAUAAAUAACAACAUUGAAAAUAGUAGAUGAAUAUCAAAAUCGGGCCGUUUUAAGGAAGUUUGAUAGUAUUACUGUAUAUGGAAUACAUUUUGUGUUCGAUGCUUCUAUGAUUUUGUUUGAUCCAUAAUGCUGCAACUGGACGACAGACAAAUAUUUUAUUUACAAAAUCCCAACCUUGAUGAUAAACCAAAAUUCUAUCGAUAGAAAAAUCAAUUACCCUGUCAUUACGUUGAAAUUAUAAAUAGGAUCAGAUCCAGAUAGAGGAGUCCAACAAAAUACUUGUCUCGGUAAUCGGAAGCUUCUAGAAUUUAGUCUUUUCAUGUAAAAAACAAAAAUUCUCCUUUGAAAUGUGUUAAAAUUAUUUGGAUGAUUUUGUUCGUACACUCAGAUGUCGAUAUAGCGUCCUAAAUAACGCCAUUAUUGUGAAAUUCCAAUGAGUACUUUGCGAACGGAUCUUUCUCAUUAAUAAUAAAGAACCUUCAAUAUCUGUUAAUUACUAAUUUAUGAAUUUGCAUUGCAAACAAUUGGUUUUCGAAUCCAAAUCUCCAGAUUACUCCCCUUAUUCGAGAUGCUCGUUUAGUGCCAGUUUCGUAGACGAACAAACAAUGGCGCUAAAUCGAGGUUUGUGUCUUUCGGAGAAGGUCUACAAAGGCCAUCUUCGUUUUAGCCGCUUAAUGGGAUAACAAGUUAACAAUGGAUGCGCAUAGAAAUAUUUUAAGCGUAUGAAAACUGAAAUGCCCCAAUUCAACCGCCAUUUAACGAAUAAAUUUCAUGAUGAAUGAUGAUUACUCCAUUAUUAUAAACUUUAAACCGUGACUAAGACGGUUCGGACGAGCAACUGAAUUUUUCACAGGUGAUCCGUCCCAGAUACUUCAGGCACCGUUGCUCAUUACAGGCCUGGCCCAAUCUACGAUGGGCGUGGAAAAAAGGCCCUCGUGAGUCACACAGGGCAGAGCUUUAAAUCAAAUACGAACGAAUACUUGUCUACUUGAAUAAAUUAACAAAGAAAUAUUUUAAAUAAUUGACGAUAAUAGAGGAAACAAUUACCGACUGCACUACAAUAAAAUUAAUAAAUAAAAGUUUCAUUAUGGAGACAAAGCGGAUUGGGAAAUUUUGGCUUUUGGUAAUCAUGAUGAUCGGUUCUUCAUAUUUCGUAGAAGCUAACUGGUUUUGCGACGAAUACGAAAAAAAAUCCUGCAGAAGUCCUCGUUGCGGACCAUCGGAUUGUGACGCCUGCUUCAAGAAAGUCUGGUGGCAAAUUAAAGAAUUAUCUAUAACAACGUGGCAAAAUUGCCAAGUAAUAUCGUCACGCGUGCAGUCGUACGUCCAACAGCAAAUCGAAUGGAUGUGUCCUCUCGUAAAGGUUUACGCUCAGAAAUCUUGGUACGUCUUGCGAGUGUACCUUUACAGAUUUCUAUGUUACUUGGAAAAGUUGAUAUCGGAAUGGAUACGUUAUUUAGAAAAGGAAAUCGACUGCAAAACUCGCAAAACAGAGGAGAGCCAUUUUAACAUCGAAAGAAUCAAACCUUUCUUAAUUUAUUCACUAUUGCUGCUGCCAUUAAUUUUAUUUUAUUUUCUUAAACUGACAAUUUACAACGUAAUCGAAAAUUACGCAGCAUUUUGCAUCCAGAGGAGUCUAGUUUUUCCUCCAGUUUCGGUUCCGGAAAUGCAAUUAUUCCGUGAAGAGGAUGAUGAUGAGCAGGAAAUUACUGAAGAUAAUUGGAACGACUGAAUUUUAAUUAAGAAAUAUUGAUUUUAUGAUA
Molecule: messenger RNA, 2086 nt
Organism: Centruroides sculpturatus (bark scorpion)
Lineage: Eukaryota; Metazoa; Arthropoda; Arachnida; Scorpiones; Buthidae
Exons: 5
Coding region: 1411-2055 (214 amino acids)
Source: RefSeq, a predicted model, not a curated record